Molecule: messenger RNA, 825 nt
Organism: Meleagris gallopavo (turkey)
Lineage: Eukaryota; Metazoa; Chordata; Aves; Galliformes; Phasianidae
Source: RefSeq, a predicted model, not a curated record
CAGAAUGGGGCAGGGACACGGGUGCGGGGUGGGAGACAGCACUGGGGGGGAGAUGGCAUGAGGUGCGGGGGACAGCAUGGGUAUGGUCAUGGUGUGGGGCAUGCAGCAUGGGGGACACAGCAUGGACAUUGCAUGGAGCGCGGAACGCAGCACGGACACUGCGUGGGCAUGGAGAACACCGUGGAUGUGGCAUGGGGGCAUGGCAUGGCACGGACACGGCGUGGACACGGCACGGGCGUGGAGAGUGUUGUGGACAUGGGCAUGGACGCAGCAUGGUCAGACCAUGGGGGUGUGUGCACCCAGGCGCCCUGCUACUGCAUCAUCAUGGAGUUCUGCGCCCAGGGCCAGCUCUACGAGGUGCUGCGUGCCGGGCGCAAGGUCACCCCUUCGCUCCUGGUGGAUUGGUCCAUGGGCAUCGCCGGCGGCAUGAACUACCUGCACCUCCACAAGAUCAUCCACCGCGACCUCAAGUCACCCAACAUGCUCAUCACCUACGACGACGUGGUGAAGAUCUCGGACUUCGGCACCUCCAAGGAGCUCAUUGACAAGAGCACCAAGAUGUCCUUUGCUGGCACGGUGGCCUGGAUGGCACCUGAGGUCAUCCGCAACGAGCCCGUCUCUGAGAAGGUCGACAUCUGGUCUUUCGGGGUGGUGCUGUGGGAGCUGCUGACGGGUGAGAUCCCCUACAAGGACGUGGACUCCUCAGCCAUCAUCUGGGGGGUGGGCAGCAACAGCCUCCACCUGCCCGUCCCCUCCGGCUGCCCCGACGGCUUCAAGGUGCUGCUGCGGCAGUGCUGGUGAGCGCACCGGGGGGGGGUACACAGC